Messenger RNA from Oncorhynchus kisutch (coho salmon), 2854 nucleotides. RefSeq names its product cysteinyl leukotriene receptor 2. The record is from RefSeq and is a predicted model, not a curated record. The transcript is spliced from 3 exons. The coding region runs from base 338 to 1729 and encodes 463 amino acids. Gene Ontology annotation, molecular function: G protein-coupled receptor activity. Gene Ontology annotation, cellular component: plasma membrane. Gene Ontology annotation, biological process: G protein-coupled receptor signaling pathway. NCBI's taxonomy places the organism in Eukaryota, Metazoa, Chordata, Actinopteri, Salmoniformes, Salmonidae.
GUCGUCAUACCGUUUGUGUUCCAUGGAACUCCACCAUGAACCCACCCCCACUUAAACUCUGCAUAAAGAAAUCGACUAACACAACUCCUGACGUAUCUGAUGAGAGGAAAGGAGAGGAGAAAAGAGAAGAGGGACUUUUUAUGAAGACAUAGUUUAUAUUAUUGGGGGUGUCUUGACUGGACAUUCUCAGAAGACUCCAGAUGUGUGUAGUUAGAGUCUUCAAACAAUAAUCUACCAGUACUGUAGUAUCUGAUAACAACACAGAAAAGGUCGACGGGCAGACACUAUUUGUACCACGAACGAUGUUCAACAGAAUGCAGGAGCAUGCUCUGACAGAAUGACAACUCCGUGGCUUGAAACGUCCCACUCGCUCGACUACACCCUUCCACCAGUGAUCAUUCACCUUGGUAACCACACGACGACAGCAUUGAAUAGCAACCAGUCCUGUAGUGGUGAUGACGAGAUCUUUAAGUACCGAGCCUACACUGUCACCUACCUACUGGUGUUCCCUAUGGCGUUUCUUAGCAACAUUGGAGCGCUGUUUGUGUUCCUGCGACUGAUGCCCAAACGGUCUGCGUCCUCUGUCCUCAUGACCAAUCUCGCCCUAUCAGAUGCAUGCUUCUCCCUCACCCUGCCGCUGCGAUUGGCCUACUACUUCAGAGGCGCUCACUGGGACCUCCCUGAUUGGCUGUGCCGACUGUGUGUGUUUUGCUUCUAUCUCAACCUCUACACCAGCGUUCUCUUCCUUACUGGACUGAGCGUGCUCCGUUGGCUGGCCGUGCUGAAGCCUCUCCGUCAUCGAGCUUUGGCCACGCCCCUUCGUGCCUUAUUGGCUUGCUUGGGCAUUUGGCUGUUUGUGGGCGGCGCUUCAGUCCCAUUCCUGUUUUCGGGGACCAGGGUGAGGGCGGGACUAACACGCUGCUUCGAGCCACGUAACCCUGCCUCCUGGAAGAUGAUCUUCAUUCUCAACUACGUGGGCAUGACAUUCGGCUUCCUGAUCCCGUUCCUCACCAUCCUCGGUUGCUACGGCUGCAUCAUCCACCGACUGACAGCUACAAUCUCGUCAGCAUUAGGGUUGACUGGUAGCCUGAACAGGAACAAGAUACGUAACCAGGGGAGACGUCGGCGCCGGCGCCGGUCUCUGCGUCUGGUCGCCAUGGUGAUCUGCACAUUCCUACUGUGCUUUCUGCCCUAUCACGUGGCUCGCUCACUGCACCUGCACGCGGUGGUGGGCAGGUGGGGCUGUGUUGCUACGGCGACACUGCAGCGGGUGUUGGUGGUGACGCUGUGUCUAGCGGCGGCCAACAGUGCGGUUAACCCUCUGUUGUACUACUACUCCGGGGAGUCCUUUAGAGCGGUCAUACGCAGCGCCUCGUCACGACGACGGUCCUUCUCCUCCUCCUUCACUCAGGGCAGCCUGCUGCUCUCUCGCAGAAAGAAGACCACAAUGCAUACAACAGCAACAAUGCGAGACUCACCCUUCGCUCCACCCCUAACCCUUCCUGGGUCCCUACCAGACACACCCCUCGCUCCACCCCUAACCCUUCCUGGGUCGCUACCAGACACAAACCUCGCUCCACCCCUAACCCUUCCUGGGUCACUACCAGACAGAACCCUCGCUCCACCCCUAACCCUUCCUGGGUCCCUACCAGACACACCCCUCGCUCCACCCCUAACCCUUCCUGGGUCCCUACCAGACACACAAAGCCGUGUGGAAGACAGUCUAUAAAGGGUUCAAAACCUAUUUGCCCUAUACCCCACCUCUACUUACAGACACUGAGACCUGAACACCUAGCUACAUUCUCCAGAAUCAGAGACACUUUGCUGCACAUGUAAAAUGGAGCCCUGAGGCCUGAACCAGAACCACACACACACACACACCCACACGGAGACACUAACCUUUAGGUUUCCGAGGCACUUUGUGGGUGUGCUCUCUGUUAUUUCCAUUCACGCUGCCCGGCCGGCAGCCACAGGUGCCAGGCCUAGUUUUGUUUGAUUGUUUAUUAUCCCAGUGUUAAUCAUUACACUCUUCAUAGAUGUAUCAUAUAGGUCGAAAACAGUUUGCACAAGUCCCACAGGCUCACAUUUGUAGGUUAAAUUUAAUAAUAUCUUCAGUUGAUCAUAGUGACUGACAAUUAUUGCCUACGUAAUACAUAUUUCGUUUUUUCCUUGACAUUGAAGUAACGGAUAUAUUUGAUGCAAGAGCUUAGAAUACCAUAUGCGUCUCACAAAAGACCUCAUCCAACAUCAAGAGGCUCUUGUCCAGUUUGACAUUGCAUAUAAAGUUAGCAGGACCAUUGGAGACCAGCCAGACCUCAUGCAGAGAUUUGAUGAAGGCUGUUGGCUGAAGCCAGAGUCUGGAAAGCACUCAAUCUCAAGGACAUCUGAGGAUAUCAACCAUAUAGUAAGUGUGCUUCUUGAUCAGGUGUGUACCUGAUCAAGAUUACUUUGACACCUGUCAGGUUUUACCAAAGCUUCCAGAACAUCCAAAUAAACCUGUUGCGCAAAUUGGACUAUGAGAAACUAGUGUUGUGGAUCAGCAACCCCAAACUGAAAUCACACUGUGAGAAGAACAAACUGUCUGCUCAUUUGGCACGCAGACAGAGGCCCAAAGUUGACAGUUGAUUUCAGCUGUAGUGCUGAGACCCUAGAAUAUAAAUUGUUAUCUUAAAUGCCACAGUUAGAGAAGUGAUGUAAGAAAUGAGAAAGAAUAAGUAGUACUGAAACCAAUGACAAUGUAGACUCACAAAAUUUAUAUUUAUUUUUAUAAUGUUCAGUUGCGUGUAUUCAUGGUUGCCAAGGGAAGCCAGGCUGCCCACAAAAAAAUUACCAAAAAAUAAAUUAUUAAUUUAUC